AUGAAGCAGGAGUUGCCUUCGUCGCUGGAUCCGGUUCCGGCUGUUUCGUCCGCCAGGAGCCUAAUGCGAGAUAGCAGCUACAACACCAACAGGUUUGAAGCGUUGUCCUCUACGGUUGCACUUUUGCCCGACGACGGCGAGGACGAAAACAAGACGAAUGGAGAGACUUGCAGUGCAAUGAGCUGCUUUUCGUCAACAGGGCCCCAACGGCGGCCUAAGAAACUGCAGACCAGGGCGAACAAGAAGAAGCAGAUGCUGAGUAAAAGAAGACUCGCGAGCAUCUCUCGUAGUAGAUCGCUCUCUUCUAGUCCUUCUACGACGCAUCUUGCAGUAGCCGCAGCAUCUUCUUUGGGAGCGCCAUGCAAUGACGACGCCCCGUCUUCAUCCUCAAUCAAUCCAUCUGCACCUUCAAGAUCUUUUUGUCGGUUUUCCUGCAGAGGAAGACAACUCCCUAAAAAGCGAGUGCCUCCAAUAAGAGUACUGCGGCUGGAAGGCCACUACGAGACCCAGCCCAAGGCUGCUGCGCUGGCAGGCCCUCCCGGUCUUGUGCGUCAGUUCCUUCUACUUCUCAUACCGGUUCUAGUGGUCGUCGCCUAUCAGCGGAUGGAAAGCGUAAUGGGAACCGCCAUGGGAGGAGAGGAAGACGAAGACCAAAAGGAAAAAAAAGAAAUGAUAGAGGAAGCCUGGACUUUUUUCAAGACGCGUUUGCCUGCAGAAGAGUUCCUACAGCUGAAAAUUGAUGAAGGAUCAGUGGGGCGCUGGCGGAACCGUUUGGAAAGCAAACGGGACAUUGGGCACAACACUCCACAAGAGAUGGCGGGAAGCAUAAUUUCGACGUGCAUGAACGUGGAUACUGCACAAGAGCAAUCAGCAGAGGUGCAAAAUUUAUACUACGGCACCUCCACCUCGUGCAAUAUUAAUACCGCCCACGUGCCCCCGGCGUGUACACACGCCGGGGCAGGGCGGAAGGAUCUUACAAAUGCUACGAGUUACAUAAAAUGGACGCAUCCGGCCUACCGGCGGGCUACGAACUACGUAAAGAGUAACGGGCUACGGAAUAAGCGAAGCAGCCACGUGCUAGAAGCUUUUUUUUACUUGUUACAUAAACAAAAACACUGGCAGCAGUGCCACUCUUUGCGUAGUUCGUAGCUCGCCGGCAGGCCGUAUGCGUUUUAUGUAACGCGUAGCAUUUGUAUGACCCUUCCGCCCUGCCCCGGCGUGUGUACACACCGGGGGCACGUGGGCGGCACAGGUGUCGCAUUGCGAAAAUCUAACUAUUGAUAAUUUGUUUUUUUUAGUUUUUUGUUUUCUUUUAUUGUCAACAGAGCUCCGAGUCCGAAUUUUUUGACCAACAAUACAUAGAACAGGUGUAGGCUGGAUAGUAUCGCAUGAUCUUGAACAAGGCAAAGGCCAUCCAUUAUCGUACUAGUUGCUCUCAUCUUGUUCGAACAUUUACAUGCACCUUUUGUUCUCCUUUGAUGGUUCGGGCCCGCAACGCAGCGACUAUGACCAGUCUAAGUAACCUUUACCCGCCUCGAGCCUACUCGUGUAGAGAUUCACGAUUUGUAUGUAUCAUUUACAUUCUAAUAGCGCUCUCCCAGAUCCAGAGUAUCUGGAACUUACCACUCCAAUCAUGAUUCCACUACAUUCACUCAGGCCAGCCUAACAUUGGCUGAGUUACCGGAGAUGCGCUUGGUCAUGGAGCAAAUGGAGCUAUCUGAAGUCGUGGAGGAUUGGACAAUGGCUGAGCCUAAGGCCAUUCUGGGUGUUGGCGCACAUGGCGUCGUCGUAGAAACUGCAGAGGGAAAAGCCCUGAAGUAUGUGUCGUAUUUACGUGUGGUGCAGCUGCAAUCAAUCUAACACUUGUAUCCUAUGUGCGUAUCGCUCAUGAUCCCCAGACCACAUUAAGCGUUUCUGAUUAUGCAUCGAUACAUGGUACAAUAAAAUUCGGGGUUCAACCGAAGAUCUUGUUACUGCCUCUAACAUGACAUGGCAAGAAGGACGGGACGGAGUGGAAGGAAACAGCGAAGGAGUUGCUGCGCGAAGCUUGUACGGGUCUUCUUGUUUCAAACCACCCCAGCAAGAAGAUCGCGGCGAAAACGCUGAAGGCAUAUAUUAGCUCGAAAGUAACAAGAAAGGGCUUGCAGCCUUAUGUCUACUUAGAUUUGUGUUUUAGUUUUUGGAUAAGAGGUCCGCUGCAGCUCUGUCGCCAAUCAUGAAGGGUGCUGGCAUUCCCAUUUUUUGUAUAUUUUCCAACUUUCUGAGCCGAAGAACAACAAGUCGACACCUGUCAGCUGCGUAGACAUAACAAAACAUACACACGAAACCUCAAUUUUCCCUCUAAUCUGCUUCCUCUCCUCUUACGCUGCAUUUCCUCCUUCUGCAAGAGAAGCACAGCAAAACGCUAUUGCAGCUUUCGGCCCCGCUCGCGAAGUCGGAAACACCGAGUGGACAACCGGUUGCCUCUGCUGGUGAGGUUCAUUCUGCCGACAGCGGCGCCAAGACGUCUCGCUUUUUCCCUCCUGAAGCAAUGUGGUGGGCGGGUGUUGACGGCGGUGCUGCCAACGCUAGUCUGUCGUCUCUCGUAGCUUUUCUGUGUGGAUUCAUAGAGAAUGUUCUCCUCUUCCAUAGAAGUACAGGCAUGGCGCACCAGGAUCUCAAGUCGGAUAACGUGUUCGUCGAAGUCGAGCCAGCUGCAACAUCUCCAUCUGGCACUCCACGAGCGGCGUGGCUUGCUGAUUUCGGGGAGACUGCGCGAGGAAGUAUGUCAGAAAAAGAAAGACAGACGGACUCGGAGAACGCUUGGGGGCUGCCGUACUGCACCGUACAACUGUAUGCGGAUCCGCUUUUGUGUUCAUGUCCACAGGACAAAUCCAGCCCAAAGGAGUCUGCGGCUGAAGUUCAUCCACCGCGGAGGAACGACAUCAAGAUCGAUCUGAAGAGGUCGGACGCUUGGACAGUGGGGAUAGAUAUUCUCGAGGCGAUGGGGGCAAAGAUAAUCCCGCAAGUGAAAGUUGUGGACCAAAUAAGACGAGAGACGCAGAUCGCCACUAAUGGGUUAUGACGUCACCUUACACGAUCACGAAUACUAGUUUCUGCACUCUAGCAGUUUCACCCCUUCAGGCUAUCGCUUUUGAUGCUGCGUAUUAUAAUAAAAUAUAUGUAGAUAUAGCUUUACAUUUACCCUUUUUGUUCUUAUCGUCGUAAUCGUAAUGACAGUUUUCUUCUUCUCUGCUGGUACAGCCAGUCGCAGUCUUUUUCUUUUAGUGUUAUGUGAAUAAUCUAGAUGAUCUAAAUCAUAAUCUAUAAUCUAUCAUCUUUUACAAUAAAAUCUAGUAUCCUAAUAUUACGAUGAAGAACAUGAAGAUGAUUGUAUACUCCUCGCUUCUAUAUUAUGACAGUGUCAUCAAGGACAAUACAUGGCUUGACUUUGACACAUAAAGUCAAGCCUAAUAUACAGCAUACAGAUUCACGAUUCUGGCUAGCUUUUGUCUUCCGCUUGAUUACUUUCGUUUCCAUCCUGGUUUGUCAUACUAUUCUCUGUUUGUCUUUGCAUUUGGUAUUUACAUUUUUCUAAUGUUGUGAUUAAUGAUGCUUGACAAGUACUACACAGCGCUCACUUCAUAAUCACCUGGUGACGACGGGCAGACGACUGUGGCGCCCGAGGAACGCCUGCUGCAUGCGCAGAGCGUUUGCGUGGAAGUGAUGAACCAGGUCAUCCUCCCUAUGCUCAAGGAGCUGCCCAAACAGUUUCCACCGGAGGACGCGACACGCGCAAAAAAGCUUGCCAAAGGGCUGCGGUUGAAUUCACUGAACUGCGAUGAAAAAGACAAAAACUUUUCCAUGAAGCAUCCAACUGCAAGGGAGCGACCACGACUCAGCGACAAGAUUCACCCGCUAGAAGACGGAGAAGACCGCGUGUUCGGAGAGCGGAAUUUGGAAACGCUUCUUAGCGUCUUUAAAGGCGUUGAGGAGGACAUGACUGCGGGGGCGACAGAAUUGCCACAAGAUGGGAUGCAUCCACUCGAGGCGGCCGCUCUGAGCGUGCACGAUAAACCUACUGAAGAAAUGCAAAGACGAUUCACGACGCUGAUGCAAAAUCUAGUCAAGCCGAGAGAACCUGGGAAAGGGACCCCGACGCCGAAGCAGCUCGUCCUGAAGAGAAUACUAGAAGCGAUUCUGCAGCCGUGUUGGAAUGAGAAUGCGCUCACCAAGUGGGAACACACGAUAUUAACCGGAGUAGGUCGUGCAGAAAAUACGUGGGGCGAGCUCUUCAUUGCCGCCGUGACAGCUGGAACUCUAUCGUCCGUUGGGAUAAACAAGCUAUUAGCGGAUCCGAUUAAAGCUAAAGCGGACCUUCUCGACCUUGCGCGGGAAGCGCUUGGUCGUGUGCCGUUUGCUGAGUAUGAAAAAAAAUGUUUUGAAAAUAUUUCGGAUUCGGGCGCGAAAGACAGCUUCUUCGCCAGGAAAGAUAAAGCGAAGGAAAUACUAACAAAGCUCGAGCUCGAAAGCGGGUCCUCGUUCAUAGCCAGCAGUAUGGGCGAUGUCGGCGAAGGUAUUUCGACUUCAUAUUGCGACCAUCGGUCUUCUGCGUGCUUAUAUUUUCAGGCUCGCGCUGGUUUCCGACGUUCACUCAUAUGCUUAAAGCGUAGUAACCUCUAUCUCCUCGAUGUGUGAUGUCAACUGUAUUCUGCCAUCGUGCCUUAGUUUGCUUUGGGGCGGAUUGGUUUUUCUUUUGGGAGUGAUUGUUCUUCACGAAAUACAACUAUCUAAGAUUAUUUCUAUCUUCCUCUACUGAUCUUUCUUUUUUCUAGUUACUUAGGUCGGCUCCACCACAAUUAUUUGCGCUAUCUUCUCCAUCUACUCCAGGUGACCCCUCAUUCCUCGAUUUGGAAGGCGGAAGAGACCAAACCGAGGAUCCGGCGACCGCUUUUUUGGCUGUGACAGUCCUACUGCCGGACCACGGCGAUGAUAUCCAUCACGACGCCGCUGCCACCCAUGACAUGAAUCGCGAUGCUCUUCACGGUGGCAUCCAUGACACAGAUCAUGCUAUGGAUUGGAAAAAAUUACUCAACUACAUACUCAAAAGUGCCAUCUGGUUUUAGUUUACAACUCACUUAGAAUCUUCAAAUUCAGAAUAGCAUGCCCCUAGUAUCCACUAUCUAAUUAUCUUUUGAGACAUGCAUUUGUUGCAUAGAUAUGGAUACAUAUGGUAGUAUUGAGGAAUUGUAAGUCUUUUCCUUUCAUGUGCGUUUUCGGCCAAGCGGGCUCCACGUCGCGACGUGUGGCACCUGCUAGCGAUGAUGACUGGCUUAGCACCACUGACGAAGUGGAAAUGGGCGUCAACGCUUUAAGUUCGGAUGAACUAGCGCUGGUUAGAGGUGGAGCAAGAAACGAAGGAGGUGGUAGUUAGGGGACUACAGGUGGAGGACCUAAUGGUAGUCAGGAGACCACUACUGUAGUGGUGGUUAGAAGGAUACUACAAGUGGAAGUGGUGGUGGUUACAGGGAGGCAGUCGGUGGACGUAGUGUUGAUGGGAAGGAAACGACAGGUGACACUUUUAGUUUGGUGGAGAAUAGGUGCAACUAUUGUAGACGAGGAGGACGAAGGGAUCGGGGAUAACGAUAAGAGAGCAAAUGAGGAAUGAAGAGGUGGUUAAGAGUAGCAGAGGAGAAGGACGAAGAGCAUAGAAGCAGGAAAAUGGGGAUAUAAUUAGUACUAGUAGACGAGGAGGAGGAGGAAGGACGUAACUAUCUAUUAAUAGAAUGAGAGGUGAUCUUCAGUUAGGACGCGGGUGGAAUUAGUACUAGUAGACGAGGAGAAGGAGCAGGGACCGACGUAACAGGAUGAGAGGUGAGUAUAUGCAGAAGUUAGGAGGCUGGUGAAAUAACUAGUAGUGGUGGAGGAGGAGGAGGAAGGGCGUAUUAAGAUGAGAAGUGGGACAAGGUUGGAAGAUGGUGGUAGCUGAAACUCCUAGAAAAGACCGAUGAAGGUGAGUGAAAAAAUGGAACUCCUGCUCGACUAUGACGUAGGCUGUGCAUUGGUAAUUAGGAUUGCAGCGGGUACUUGGGAGUGCAGACUCGAGCAGUGGAGGUGUAUGAAUUUAGCCUAGUACAACUACUACAGGAGGAUCCAUCGGCAUAAUGUAUGAGAAUGAGUGUUACUUAGAACUACACCAGACACAAGUGACAAAUGACAAGAACAAGAUUAUUUUCAGCAAGCUUCAUGACGUACGAACCAGCAACAUUCGCAGCAUUUUGAUGGCUUUAACUUAAAUUUCGUUUUCGUUAUAAGUAUCAAUGUAUUACCUAUACCUAAUCUUCAAAAUUGUAUCAUAACGAGAAAGAAAAACACCAAAGUCGAAUAUUAAAAUAUGCUAAUGCUUCGGAUAACGAUAAAAAUGAAAAUGUACUCCUUGAUGGGACGUCGACAUGUUAGGUUACGUCGUGUACAGCGUGUAGGUGUACAUAAAAAAGGCAUGAAGAUCAAACAGAUUGCGGCGACUCCCACUCAACUCGUGGAUGUGGGCUGUGUCACCUGUGCUCAUAUGAUAUUCGCAGAACUUGUUCUCUUCCUAAUAAGAAAGAUCAGCAGGGUCAGGGUAUAGGUUCAAGUUGGCCUGGUAUCGCUUCAGGUUCUACCUUAUUUGUUCAUGUUCUAGCAGUAGCAAAUGCCAAAGCUAUGAUACAAAUGACUUUCCAGCAUGCAAACAAACAAACAAACAAACAAACAUCUGCACAGUCUUAAGAAAAGGAUACUACUCCUCUCACCCACAGUCACAGCAUAUUAGAAUUCAUAGAUGAAAUGCAUUAUAGAAUAAACUGUACUCAAUUGCGUCGUCAAUAGUGGCGCAGCCUCCACCCCCGCUGUGCAUCAGACUUUCAGAAAGAAGGGAACCAUCACAGAACAAGCAGCAGUUUUCCCCCAAGCUUGCGACCAAGUAUGUUGGGCAACACCAGUAUAACCCAACCCUGUGCAGCACACUAGCAAUGUUCGGUUACAACCCAACCCGUGUCGUUAAUACCCCUUCCCCUACCUCUCCA
Molecule: messenger RNA, 7043 nt
Organism: Amoebophrya sp. A25
Lineage: Eukaryota; Dinophyceae; Syndiniales; Amoebophryaceae
Source: the annotation of a GenBank genome assembly